AUGUUCUACAGCCAUGAAAUCCUCACCUCGCCAGAGCAUGGUGUCGCGACAAUAUGGCUAGUCGCAACUCUGGGAUCCCGCUCUAUUGCUAGAAGACUGAACCGAAAAGCGAUCCUGGAUGUGGAUGUACCCAACGCAUGCCGAGUUAUCAUCAAUCCAGACGCACCCAUGGCCCUUCGACUACAGGGGAGCUUGCUGUACGGAGUCUCUCGAGUGUACAAUCAACAGUGCGGGUACACACUGCUUGACACACAGGCGAUGCAUGACAAGAUGGUCUCCAAGUUGAAGAUCAUUCUGGGGAGUGGGCUUGAUCCAGCUGCCGGACAGACCAGGCCCAGCAAUCUGAUCCUACCUUACGACCCGUCUUUCCUACCCGAGACAGCUCUUCCGGGACUUGAAAUUGACCUAUCCUAUUUCACUACCCCCACGGACGAUAGCUCGAGCCAGCUCAGUGGUAUCUGGACCAAAUCGCCCAAUAAUAGCUUGUCUGGCACUUCGCAGCUUUCAAGCCUGCACCUUGAGCUCCCAUCAGAUGAUAUCUUAGGGGAUGGUACUAUCCUUGGGCUUGAUGAGAUAAAUGGGUCUGUGCAGAAGAAAGACACAUUCGGCAACAUGAUGGGGCUAGGCCUAGGCAAUGAAGAGGGUGUUCUCCUUCAACCUGACUUUGAAUUUGACGAGGAUGGCAAUAUCAUCGAGCUCGGUACCAAAGGGCAGUCCCCUCGUGCAAGGAAGUCCACUGUUGGCCCGAGGGAAAGCGAAGGACCGACAGACGACCAACAACGCCAGCUCUCCGAAGACCCUAUGCAGAUUGACAACGAGAAGGAUAGAGUGGCCAAGACUGGCCACAUGAUAGAGCUCGACAUCCAGACUGCAGGUACGACAAUUCCCCAGACAAAUGAAGGCCUGGAUGGGGUUCAAGACACAAUCGAGAUCCAAGCAGCGAGGAUCCGCCAAGUCAGGCGGCCAAAGGAAAUCAUCUCCGACGAUACCACGACGCUUCGAAAUAUAACAAUGGCUCAAUGGAACAAUGAAUACGUUGCGAACAUGAUCGGAGCACUGAAGCAGAAGCAGCAAAACAAGAUUCCAACCAUUUCGAAGAAAAACGCUGCUUUCUGGGUUUUCGGUCAAGGAAUCGGCUCCGUUGGAGUCGGAGUCGGAAUGGACCGUGAACUGCACCCGCUCAACCUCUACUCAGGCGAGAAUCUGUUUGAAGCCGUUGGUGGAUACCCUCAGCGAAACGACCGCAAACGCAGUGCAGAUGACAAUGGAAGAUCAGAGGGACGUCGAGUACGCGCUAAAGACGAACAAGCAGAGCACCUCAGCCGUGAGAACAUCGACCGCCUCAACAUGGAAGUUGAAGUCGGUCGUGAUGCCCCUUCGAGUCUGUUUGACGACCACUCAUCCCAGAUGCCAUGGAACAUCACCGCUUCUAUUCAAAGCUCUCGACAAAGACAUCGAUUCGGCAGUGUCAGCGAGCUGUCUUCUCAAGGACGUAAAGCCAAAAGUCGUCUCACGAGUGCCAGUCCCCUUGCCCGGCGUAGUUAUCUCGGUGGACAAGACAGACUUAGCGUCGAGCUCCUGGGCGAGUUUGGAGACGACCUAGAUCUCACCCGUUAUCUUGAAGGCGAGCUUGCGACAGACCGCAAGAAUAUCAGCUCAAUCUCGCCAAGCAAGCGCUCUGCUUUUGAGCGCGCUAAGCCAACUCUUGAUCAGGAAAGCUUGAAUUUCAUAGAAUUUAUGCAUAGCAAGAUGGGUACUGCUAAUGAUGGCGAAGUAGGAAAUGCACAAAGCCCAAACAGCAACACGUCUAGCCCGGUCCCGACCAGACUCAGUCAGACCACGUUCGCGAGUCUUCUUCCUCCUGGGGGUACGACUCGAGCUGUUGCGACUCAGGCUUUGAUGAAUGUUCUCACGCUCGCUACAAAGGGUGUGCUGCAUGUCCACCAGGGCGAGUACAUUGACGAAAGUACCGAGUGGGCAGUCCACUAUCGCUAUGGCGAGAUUUUCCUGCGACUAUGCGGAAUGUGA
Messenger RNA from Penicillium robsamsonii, 2028 nucleotides. Its product is annotated as Rad21/Rec8 N terminal domain protein. Gene Ontology annotation, biological process: replication-born double-strand break repair via sister chromatid exchange; synaptonemal complex assembly; mitotic sister chromatid cohesion. The record is from RefSeq and is a predicted model, not a curated record. Gene Ontology annotation, molecular function: chromatin binding; protein binding. NCBI's taxonomy places the organism in Eukaryota, Fungi, Ascomycota, Eurotiomycetes, Eurotiales, Aspergillaceae. The transcript has 6 exons. Gene Ontology annotation, cellular component: synaptonemal complex; cohesin complex. The coding region runs from base 1 to 2028 and encodes 675 amino acids.